Molecule: messenger RNA, 882 nt
Organism: Impatiens glandulifera
Lineage: Eukaryota; Viridiplantae; Streptophyta; Magnoliopsida; Ericales; Balsaminaceae
Product: homer protein homolog 1-like
Exons: 1
Coding region: 1-882 (293 amino acids)
Source: RefSeq, a predicted model, not a curated record
AUGGAGAUGGAGGAGGAAGUCAUCAAUCUAACAAAAGCUCAGGAUCCAAACGAAGCCUUGAGCCGACACGCAAUAGUGAAACCGCGUGCUCGGUUACAAAAGCUAGCCGAACAUAUUCAACGCCUAACAGAAAAGUAUACUCCCGGAACACCGAAUUCUCAACUACAACUCUUGGUGUUGCAGUUACUUGCGGUCAAGAAAGGAGAGUUCAUCGGCGAAGUGGCGCGGCUUGAAGCGGUGCCCGAACAACAAAAUACAACGCACUCUCCGCCUCAUGAGAAUAUUGACGGUCAGAACCCAAUAGAUACAGAAAUGGCUUCUCCUCUAGCGGAUCAGACGAUCAACAUAACCGACGAUAGGACAGAGCCUCCUCUCACCGACAAUCUUGAAUCUGCUCAAGUCCGGAAUUCAGAACCGGAUGUAACAGAAGAAAAGGUCAAGACUCUCAUUGAAGAGUUUGUCAACGACGCGGUUAAGCCAUGGAAGAGGAAAAUUAAGAAAGCUGCGGUUCAAGCAAUCAAGUUGGCUGAAACAACAAGGGUUGAUCUUGGCAAGGAGAACGAGCGGAUCACGUCGGUCGAAACCAACUACGGUCAAGCCGAUGUUCUGUACGGCGCUUAUCUUAAGCGAACCAUAGCCUUUGAGGAUACGACCUCGAAGUUGGUGGAUGACUUCGAGUCGGUUAGCCAAAGGGUAGCAGAGAUGGAACGGUCCCAAGAAGAGACCGAGCAACGGCUGACAAAGGUCGAUGAGGACCUGGGGAGGUCAAGUACCCAAGCCGGUUCGACACUCGACAGUGUCAUAAGUCUUGAAGAGAAGAAUGCAACCCUUGAGGAAAGAAACACCAAGCUUGAAGCCGACCUCAAGACGGUCACCGAGUAG